This is a messenger RNA of Ordospora colligata OC4, 2103 nucleotides long. RefSeq names its product subunit I of vacuolar-type H+-ATPase. The transcript has a single exon. Gene Ontology annotation, molecular function: ATPase binding; proton-transporting ATPase activity, rotational mechanism. Gene Ontology annotation, cellular component: vacuolar proton-transporting V-type ATPase complex; vacuolar proton-transporting V-type ATPase, V0 domain. The record is from RefSeq and is a predicted model, not a curated record. The coding region runs from base 1 to 2103 and encodes 700 amino acids. Lineage: Eukaryota; Fungi; Microsporidia; Ordosporidae. Gene Ontology annotation, biological process: proton transmembrane transport; vacuolar acidification.
AUGUUGAGGAGCGAAGAAAUGACGUUGGUAUCAAUCUAUUUUAGCAAAGACACUGCAAAGCAGGCAGUAACAGAACUUGGGAAAAAUGAGCUGUUGCAUUUUAAGGACUUGAAUGUGGACAUGAAGGCAGAAAAGCUGCUGUACAUCCGUGAAAUCAACCACAUGGAAAAGCUGGUAUCAAGACUGAGGUAUUUAACGGCAGACAUUCCAGACAUAGAAGAAAAUAUCAAGCACAGCGAUGUGGAUCAGGUUGAGCAACAAAUCAACAAAUUUUUCUCAAGACUAAUCCAGUUGAAGACAAUGAAGAGAGAAACAAUUACAAACAAUGCAAAGCUUAGAGAGGAUUUGUACAUGCUUGAGGAGACAGAGAGCUUUGUUGGGACGGUCACUGAGGAAACACAUUUGAUUCAGUUUGAUUUUAUAACAGGAAUAGUUGAAAGGAGCAAGAAGUUCUUAAUACGGAAGGUAUUGCAUCAGGCACUCAGAAGGAAUCUGGUAAUAAGAACAAAGGAUGUUGACGGGGAGUGCAAGAGUGUGUUUAUUGUAUUUGCACAUGGAACAGAGGCACUUGACAAAGUCAAAGAUAUAUUUUCAUCGUUGGGUGGAAGAAUACUAGAUCACAAGAAGUUUAGGGAAUGUAAGAAAGGAUUGCUGGAACUAAGUGCAGUAAUAAGCCAAAUGCAACAAAUUGAAAGCCAUAAUGAAGAGGCAAUCAUGAAUGAACAAGAGAAGAUAAAACAGCUUGCAAACACAUGGAGGUAUUACAUGAACAAGGAGAUGAAAAUAUAUCAAACACUUAAUAAGCUUAAUUUUGACUUUGACAGGGACUGCCUGAUUGGUGAAGCAUGGAUUCCAUCAGAUGCGAUCGGAAGGCUUAAGAAGAUUGGAGAAUUCAAAGGAGAAGGCACGAAUCUGUUUGCCUUUGAAGUGAAUGAGAGUGUAGAGAUGCCUCCGACAUAUUUCAAGACUAAUGAGUUUACAGAUUCGUUCCAGGCACUGACUAAUACAUAUGCAGUUCCUUCAUAUGGCGAGGUGAAUCCAGCGGUUUUUACUCUGUUUACGUUUCCUAUGCUUUUUGGAUGUAUGUUUGGGGAUGUAUUCCAUGGCUUAAUACUGUUACUUUUGUCUACAUUUAUGAUAAGAAAUGCCAAGAAGUUCAAGAAUGUUUCUGAGACAAUGAAAAUGAUAAUGGAUGGGAAGUAUGUGAUAUUUUUGUUCUCUCUUGGAGCAAUGUUCUUUGGGUUUCUAUACUCUGAUUUUGCUUCUUUAGCGAUUCCGUUGUUUUUAUCAAGUAAGGAUACUGGAAGAACCUAUCCGUUUGGCGUAGAUCAUAUGUGGCAUCAUUCGAAGAAUGAGAUGGUUUUCUUGAAUUCGAUGAAGAUGAAGAUGUCGAUAAUAAUUGGAUUUUUCCACAUGAGCCUUGGAGUGGUGAUAUCAUUUAUGAAUGCAGUGUACCUGAAAGAGCCUGUUGAGAUAUAUGGUGUGUUAGUGCCACAGACAAUUGUGUUUUUUUCGUUUGCAGGUUAUAUGGUGUUUCUGAUUAUUUACAAAUGGCUAGUGACGUCCAACUAUCCAUCGAUAAUUGGAGUUUUGGUGAAUAUGUUUACGAAUCCAUUUGUGGUUGCUGAAGAGAUGUAUCCGUAUCAACAGCAGGUCCAAUUGAUUCUACUAAUUUUAAUGCUGGUGUCGGUGCCAUGGAUGCUUGUUGGAAAACCUAUAUACAUGAUUGCAAAAAAGAUGGUGAAGAAGGAUGAAAUUUCAGGAUUGUGGAUCAAUCAGUUUAUACAUGUCGUUGAGUUUGGACUUGGACUCAUAUCGAACACGUCUUCGUAUUUACGGUUGUGGGCGGUUUCUUUAGCACACGCACAGCUUACAAGAGUGCUGCAUGAGUUUACAAUAGGACGCGGAGGAUUUAUAAUACCUGUUAUGCUUUCUGGAGUAUAUGCAUUGGGAACGAUUAUAUUAUUGAUUGGAAUGGAGGGUCUUGGAUCUUGUCUUCAUGCGAUGCGAUUGAACUGGAUUGAAUUCCAUUCAAAGUUUUUCCGUGGAAAGGGAUAUUUGUUUGAGCCUCUUGGGUUCAACAUGGUACCUGAUGAAGAUUAA